This is a messenger RNA of Momordica charantia (bitter melon), 2076 nucleotides long. RefSeq names its product P-loop containing nucleoside triphosphate hydrolases superfamily protein. The record is from RefSeq and is a predicted model, not a curated record. Gene Ontology annotation, cellular component: cytosol. Gene Ontology annotation, molecular function: ATP binding; RNA helicase activity; nucleic acid binding. Lineage: Eukaryota; Viridiplantae; Streptophyta; Magnoliopsida; Cucurbitales; Cucurbitaceae.
CUAUGUAACCCCCUGCGCCUCGACAGUUUCGGCUUCUUUUCCAUUGAAUCUACUGUUAUUGGUUGAUUGAUACUGAUAGCAUGGAGAAGCUUCCCAAAGUUGUUGAACAUGAGGAGGAAAAGGAAGGCGAAGAAGAUGACCUGAGUUUCGAAGAACUUGGGUUGGACCCUCGUCUUGUUCGCGCGCUGAUCAAGAAGGGAAUUCAAAAGCCAACACCUAUUCAACGAGUUGCAAUUCCGUUAAUUUUGGAAGGUAAGGAUGUGGUGGCUCGGGCGAAGACUGGUUCGGGGAAAACUUUCGCAUACCUUCUUCCGUUGCUUCAGAAGCUGUUUGCUGCUUCUAGUACGACGACGAAGUCAGCUCCGAGUGCAAUUGUUCUGGUUCCGACUAGAGAGCUAAGUCAGCAGGUUUAUAAGGAAAUUUCAUCGCUCAUUGAAUCCUGUCGAGUGCAAGUGAAAGUUGCUCAAUUGACAAGCAGCAUGUCGCAUUCUGAUUUGCGGACAGCAUUGGCAGGACCACCUGGUAUACUUGUUGCUACGCCUGCUUGCAUCCCCAAAAGCUUGUCUGCUGGUGUUCUCGAACCAACCUCCAUUAAUGAAUCACUUGAAUUACUCGUUCUUGAUGAGGCUGAUUUGCUACUGUCAUAUGGCUAUGAAGACGACAUAAAAGCUUUUGCAGCUCAUAUUCCCCGAUCCUGUCAAUGCCUUCUUAUGUCAGCUACAUCAAGUGAUGAUGUUGAAAAACUGAAGAAGUUGAUCCUGCAUAAUCCCUUCAUAUUGACUUUGCCAGAAGUGGGAGAUAUCAAAGAUGAUCUAAUUCCAAAAAAUGUUCAACAAUUUUGGAUCUCAUGUGAUGCUCGAGACAAGUUGCUUCAUAUUCUUUCACUCUUAAAGUUGGACUUGGUUCAGAAAAAAGUUCUCAUAUUCACAAAUACCAUUGACAUGGGCUUCAGGUUGAAAUUGUUUCUGGAGAAGUUUGGAAUUAAGUCUGCUGUUCUAAAUGCUGAGUUGCCACAGAAUUCUCGCCUCCAUAUUCUCGAGGAGUUUAAUGCUGGGCUGUUUGAUUAUUUAAUUGCAACUGAUGACGGUCAAACAAAAGAAAAAGAAGCCAGUGAGGAGAAUAAUAUUGAUAAACGAAAGUCCAGAAAACGUUCCAAGCAAAAAAUAGAUUCCGAAUUUGGAGUAGUACGAGGAAUUGACUUCAAAAAUGUUUACACAGUUAUAAAUUUUGAGUUGCCUCCAACUGCAGCAGGAUAUGUACACCGUAUUGGACGUACUGGAAGAGCAUAUAAUACUGGUGCCUCUAUCUCACUGGUUUCUCCAGAUGACAUGGAUAUUUUUGGAGAAAUACAAUCUUUUCUAAGAGCUGAUGGGGAUACAGACAUUAUUGUUCCGUUUCCAUUACUUACUAAGAAUGCAGUAGAGUCUUUACGUUAUAGAGCCGAGGAUGUUUCAAAGAGUGUGACAAAAAUUGCUGUUAGAGAAUCUCGGGCUCUGGAUUUGAGGAAUGAGAUUCUCAACUCUGAAAAAUUGAAAGCCCAUUUCGAAGCUAAUCCAAGGGACUUGGAUUUGUUGAAACACGAUAAGAUUCUCAGCAAGAAUCCCCCUGCUCCACACCUGCGUGAUGUACCCGACUAUCUUGUUGACCCAGUAACUCAAGAAGCCAGCAAAGUUAUCAAACUUGCCAGAGCAGCAAUGGGAAAUACGCAGUCUGGUCGUCGGCAUGGGUUCAAGAGAAAAUUUAGGAAAGAUAAAGACCCACUGAAAUCAUUUUCUGCUGAGGCUCCAAAGAAAUCUCGCAGAGGUGGAGGGAAAAGAGAAGGAAAAAAUGAUGAUAAAAACAACAGUCACAAAAAGAAAAAAUCUACCUGAUUUAAUGUUCUUUGGCUUGUCGCUUCAGAAUGGCCAAUAGCCGGGGCAUCACACAAUUUUGUAUUUCCAAUUUAGUAUUGAAAAGUAGUCGUAAAUUAUAGUUUAGUGGCCAUUUACCCAAUUAUAAUAGUAGCGAUAUUUCAUUAAGUAAUUCUAUCAUAGUGAUUUUGAUUGGAAAAAAAUGAAGUAAAAUUGGCGUUCAUCA